CUCGGGUUCUGCGACAUCCCGUGGCCGACGUUCGCGAGGCCGCGGUCGCUGGACGACAUCACGACCGCAAAGGUGACGCGGUUCGUGCUCUCGCCGCUGCAGCCCGGGGAGACGCGCAGGGAGAAGGUCCGGAACGCUUUGCGGCGGUGGCACCCGGAUCGGUUCGGUCGGGUACUUGCGCGAGUCGACGAAGAGGACCGCGAGAUGGUGGAGGAGGGCGUUGGCAUCGUUGUGCGGUGUCUCAACAGCCUUCUAGAGCGG
Trametes versicolor FP-101664 SS1 is the source of this 261-nucleotide messenger RNA. RefSeq lists its product as uncharacterized. Lineage: Eukaryota; Fungi; Basidiomycota; Agaricomycetes; Polyporales; Polyporaceae. The record is from RefSeq and is a predicted model, not a curated record. Gene Ontology annotation, biological process: canonical NF-kappaB signal transduction. The transcript has a single exon. The annotation marks the transcript as partial.